Messenger RNA from Coregonus clupeaformis (lake whitefish), 2942 nucleotides. RefSeq lists its product as uncharacterized. The record is from RefSeq and is a predicted model, not a curated record. Lineage: Eukaryota; Metazoa; Chordata; Actinopteri; Salmoniformes; Salmonidae. Gene Ontology annotation, cellular component: early endosome membrane; intracellular membrane-bounded organelle. The coding region runs from base 236 to 2866 and encodes 876 amino acids. Gene Ontology annotation, molecular function: phosphatidylinositol binding. The transcript has 16 exons.
GCAGAGUAGAGUAGAGUAGAGUAGAGUAGAGCAGAGCAGAGCAGAGCAGAGCACUCCUCAGUGUGUACAGUUAUUUUCUUUUAAUGUUUUGUCAAGACAAGCAAGUUGAAAAGGGCCUUUGCCUUAAUCAAUAAAUGUUUUUGUAGAUGAAGACCUAGACUUUAACUUUGAAUAGCGACCUGAAUGGAAACUUCAUAGUGGAAGGAAUGAGACUGGCUUCUUGCAAAGAUAGAACAUGUACCUGUGGCGCUUCUCUAUCGCCAUCAUUCUUGGGCUUGUAUGGUAUUUAUUUGACUGCGGACAAGUAGCGGCUCAAAUUGUUUUAUGUUUACUAUUUUGGCCAUCAACCCCACAUUUUUUCAUAAAGGCCGGACGGGAAAGUGGCACUCAGACAGACGAUGUGGCUGAAGAAGAAUUAUUCCAGGAAACCACCGAACAUUUCGGUUGUGAUGUAACUGAUACAACAAGCACUAAAGCUGAAACAUCACAGGAGACACAGUUUCCCAGUGUGAAGAGGUCUCUUCAGCAAGUGUUUGAGUGUGCCUACGACCAGCUAGUCCUCCCCUGGUACUGCGUCCCUAAGCCCCGUGACAGUCAGCUCCUGCACCAGGUACUGUCGAGGGAGUUUGACAAAGUCAUCGAUCUAGUCAUCAGCAGAGGCAAAGACUUUGAUGUCUGUGCUGCAAGUGUGGGCUGCAUUCGCAUCCUGACCCAGCACCUCCAUAAUGCCAAACAGUCUGAUAGAAAACCAUUGUUCUGCUCUAGAGGAGAGGAGGUUGAAGUUCUCAGAGUGUUCUCUGAAGCACUGGUGCGAAACCUUUUUCCUCAGUCCCUAUGGGGACUGACAGUCAGCCACUGUGCCUUAAAUGAGAUAGUUGCCUUAAAAGUACUGGACCUGCUGGUGCGGUGGCUCUCAGACCCUGACAACCUCAACCAGCUGGUGGUGAGUCAGCUGGAUGGAGUGACCCCCGAGAGCUCUGUGGAAGAGUUGUGUGAGUCCUGUUCUGACAGGACCUCUCCAGCCACCCUGGAGAGCCAGGCCAAUGGAGCAACGCAGGAAGAAACAGAGGAUGCUCAAACUAGUGACAGCAAGUGCAAAAAGAAAGCCAACAAAGUGAAGGAAGGCUGGUCUAAAUUCCUUGACAAGAUGAGAUUGAAGAAAGCUAAAAGGGAGGUUAAGAAAAGGGAGCAGGCGCUGGUUAUCAGGGCCAUGACUAUCCGGGGUCCACCAUCAAACGGAAAUGAAGGGGCUAGCCGGGAGGGCUCCAUCCAUAGCCAGCAGGACUCUGACAUUGAGGACAGUGAUCUGGAGAGCUACUUGAACAGUGUACAAGAGGAUAUGAUGGAAUUCAAGUUGUCGUAUGAGAUGUGGCGGCUUGGCCACUGGGCUGUCAGCGUCCCUUGUGUGGAGAGGGAAAACGAGGAACUGUGUUUUACAGUUCACCUGGAGGAGAGGGACAACCCUGAGAACCUUCACUGGAAUGUGAGGAAGACCCAAACAGACAUCAUCCACUUCUGCAACCUAUGGCAGGACUCUAAUUUACCCUCCCUAUCCGUGUUAGAGGAGAGCACUGAGAUUAACAUCGAUGAGGAUUUUAAAGAAGCCAGAACAUCCCUCAAGCUCUUCUUACAGGAGCUGGUGUCGGAUGCUCUGAUGGGCCACACUCAGCCAGUGUUUCAGUUCCUGUGUCCUCUGGACAAGCUGCUGAGUGAAGAGGAGCAUGUGGGGGAAGUGUGGGGCCUCUUCAGUGGCCUGGCCUACUUCCUGACUCCGGGCCAAGAGGAAGAUGAGGACAAGCAUAACAGCCUUGGAAGAGGGACCAAACCAGAUGAUUCCACCCCAACGGAGGCUGCAGACCCAACUGCAAUUGAGAACCUGGAUGGCGAUACAAGGGAUAGCCCGGUCCGGGGCCCUUCUAUCAUCAUCUCCCAAUGUGAUGAGGAUUCUCCUUCAGAACCCAGUUCCAUUGAGUGCUGCAGAGAUGACGAGACCGAACCAGUAGAGAAAUCUUACGUUUUGGUUAAUGCAGAUAAAACCGAGGACAAAACCAAGGAAUCAGAGAACACCAUAACUUCUCAACUAAAGAUGGUAAUCAAAGGGCUAUCUAGAUCUAAAUCAGAGGAGUGUCUGGCCCAAACGAAAUCAGACACCCCUGAAGACCUGACUGACUCUUUCUGUAGACUGCGACAUUCCAGUCAUAAUGGAGGCUCGCAAUUUGACCUCACUGACAGUCCAUCGCAUCUUCUCGGUGGAAAGUCAAAUAAAAGUGAGAAACUCACUUUCAAAAUGUCAGGAGGGAUCCACAGGAGUAAAGGAAAUGACAUGGGGAGUCAGUCAAAAUUAGAAGACUCACCGUGUUUGAAAAAGGACCAAUCCAGCUGGGAGCAAAUGGAAGCAACCAAAGCCAUUUUUGAUUUGUUGAAAGCAAUAUCUGGCAAUUCCAUCCUCCUGAACAUAUUUGAUGCGAUUCUGAAACCCGUCAUGCCGAUAUUGAAAAAGAAAGUGAACAGCUUCUUGAAUAAGAUGAACCCAACGGAAGCCCAGAUUGCCUCCUAUAUCGACAACCUGCGUGAGAAACAGUGGCCCAAGGGCUUGCCGGAGGUGACUUGCCCCAUACCCCAUCGCAGCAGUGAGGAGAAGAAUGAGACCAAAGACAGAGCUCACCACCUCAUCAAUGCCAGAUAUUCAAACUAUUUAAUCUUGAAGAAGACAGAUAUGGAGACAGCGUUUAAGCUCUUCCAGGACUAUGAAGAAAACAAGAAGCUGGUAUAUAUGCUGCUUUCAUUCCUGUUGAGAGAGCUUCUGCCAGGUGAGGAUGCCCUUAAUGUGAGUGCCAUAACCCUGCAGAAAGUGAACGUCAACUAACUCAUUUUUACAGUGGCUUGCAAAAGUAUUCACCUCCCCUUGGCAUUUUUCCUAUUUUGUUGCCUUACAACCUGGA